Molecule: messenger RNA, 2897 nt
Organism: Rhipicephalus microplus (southern cattle tick)
Lineage: Eukaryota; Metazoa; Arthropoda; Arachnida; Ixodida; Ixodidae
Biological process (GO): regulation of transcription by RNA polymerase II
Molecular function (GO): RNA polymerase II cis-regulatory region sequence-specific DNA binding; DNA-binding transcription factor activity, RNA polymerase II-specific
Source: RefSeq, a predicted model, not a curated record
CCAUGAAACGCCAAUGGGUGUACUUAGUUUAUGCCGAUCCACGGUAGAGAAGUCGCGUACCAAGAGCUCGCACUGUCACUGUGUGCUGGUUUUUCGCGUUAGUUGCCCUUCUUGCCCUGAAUACUCAACCUGCCCACUCUACUUUAUUAGUUCGCGCUUCAGAGAGCUGUGACUGGACGGAGAACCUUGUCUAUCACCGUGCCGGACCUUUUUUUCCUGCGUACGGCUGAAGAAGCACCCGCAGCAGAAAGCAUGUAACUGUAUCACAACUUCCAAUUAAGAGAGAACAAGCUGAUCAGUUGAUUGCUGCUGUGAAAUCAAGGAAUUUCAAGCCUUCGAGAACCACAGUUCUCUGUUCGAAACAGUUUGGUGGCGGCAACUACCACUAGCGGUUAUCGUUAAUACGUGUAAUGGGAACUCCGCUAAAACAUGCUCGAUUAAAGCCCUGCGUGGUGGCAUCUAUCUUCGUUAAUGAACAGAGUGCAUCGGAGGCGCCGAGAGCAGCAUUCUUGAAGAGUCCAGAAGAUGAAGAUGACUUCACAGCAGAACCGUUACAUGGAGCAGCACCAGGUCUGGUUUGUGAGGAGGGACAAGCUGUGGAAACAUCACCAGAGCCAGCAUGUGAAUCGAACCACAUUACUCAUAAAUCGGUUCAAGUGCGACUACAUACCCGCAGUGAAGCGUCCCAAGCAAAUCAAGGGAAAAUUCUAUCAACAACUGCAACGCAAACAGAAUCACAAGCUCUUUCUUCAAGCCCCUUGUCCUGUGCGUCCUUGGAACAUUCUUCUCCGCUGGCAUCUGUACGAGGCCGAUUUCAUUCCUGCCAGCAGUGCAGUUAUGUGACUCUGGACAAGUCAACUAUGAUCAGACAUGUUCGGAAACACUUGGGCGAGCUCCCCUUCCAGUGCCACUUGUGUCCAUCUGCAUUCACUUGCAAAUCCAGGCUGGUGACGCAUGUGCGCAACCACACAAGACAGCGCCCCUUCACCUGUGGACAGUGCAGUGCGUCCUUUUUUACUAAGAGUCAGCUCAUUGUGCACAUGCGCAGUCACACGGGAGAGCGGCCAUUCUCCUGUGUCCACUGCGGUGCGUGCUUUGCUCACACAAGCAACCUCGUAAAUCACAUUCGUCGCAGACACACAGGCGAGCGUCCAUUUUCCUGCGUCCACUGCAAUGCUUCUUUUGUACUGAAAAAGACCCUCGUUCGUCACAUCCGCAAGCACACUGGAGAGCGUCCAUUUUCUUGUGCCCAGUGCUGUGCAUCUUUUGCAGGCAAAAACAACCUCAUGCGACACAUUCACUCACACACAGGAAAGCGUCCCUACUCCUGUGUUCAUUGCAAUGCAUCGUUCACGCAGAAGAGCCACUUUAAUGAGCACUUGCGCACUCACACAGGAGAGCGUCCGUUUUCCUGCACCCACUGCGAUGCCUCCUUUGCACGUAAAUGCAAUCUUGUAAAGCACAUGCGCCUACACACUGGAGAGCAGCUUUUUUCCUGUAUUCAGUGCAAUGCUUCCUUUUCUAUGAGAGUCAGUCUAAAUCGGCACGUGCGUGCUCAUGCAGGAGGGCGUCCUUACUGUUGUGCCCACUGCAACGCAUCUUUUUCUUUGAAAAGCAGUCUAAAUCGGCACAUGAACACUCACACUGGAGAGCGUCCUUACUCCUGUGUCCACUGCAAUGCAUCCUUUAUGCAGAAAAGCCAUUUUAUCGAGCACAUGCGCACUCGCAUAGGAGAAUGUUCUUUCUCCUGUACCCACUGCGAUGCGAUCUUUGUACGGAAAGGCAAUCUCGUGAGGCACAUCCGCAUGCACACUCGAUAACUGUCCUUCUCUUGUCUCUAUUGCAAUGAGUACAUAGUGAAAAAAGGCUCAUGUGACCCACCCGCCUGCACACAGGAGAUGGUCCAUUUUUCUGUGUCCAUUGCAAUCCAUCCUUUUGUGUGAAAUGCGAACUCAUUAACCACAUGCGAUAAAUCAGGAGAGCGGCCCUUUUCGUCAGAAGGCCACCUGAUCGAGCACAUUCACACUCACAGUGAACAGCAGCCCUUGUGUUUGUCAUAAUAAACCCUUCGGUUGAAGAAACGGCAAUGUGACAUAUACGCACGCACACAGAAAAAUGUCUCUUAAAUGCAAAGCGUCUCUUUCUCGGGCCUAUAUCCGACCCCAAAGGUGGCAUCCAAACUCACACUAUGCAUGCGCAACUCUUGUUUGUCUCUUCCUCUCGAACAGGUGCGCGUUAGUCUCCACUUCUUUUCUACCACCUGUUCGCGCUCACUCCCCCCUCUCUCUCCUCUAGGCAUCCCUCCCAGUUGUGUUAGCACCCCAAUUGUGCAUGCGCAUUCCCUCUCCUCUCCUAGGUUUUUUCUUUUUCACCUCACAACGACGAGACAUGGAGCGCUUGCUAACCUACGCUCGCUCCCCCCUCUUCUCUAGGCAUUCCUGCCCACGGUGAUUACACUGUAAUUGUGCAUGCACGUUCUUUACCUCUCUCAUCUGCGCGCACGCACGUUCUUUACCACUAGCGAGGUGCAACUUUCUUUUUCUCCCGCGGAGUGUCCUGGAUUUUUGCCACCGACUGCACCACUCGCUCAGGCUCCGGAAACUCUCAAGUUGCAGCGAUGGCCGCAGAGAGCGAAAAAAUUGAGCGCAGCGAGUUCUAUUGAAAUGCGCAUAUAGUGAAGCUACUAACUCCUCUUUUAGCAGUCGAAUAAGUUAGUGUGCACUUUUCUUGCUGGGGGCGCUACUCCAAUAAUUUUUUUACUUGAAGAAGUUGUUUUGCACAAGCUAAUCAAUCACUCAAACAUGUCAUUUUGGCUCUGACAAAUUGGGAAGUCAUUAUACGUAAACGUGAUUUGUGGAGCUGCUUUCAACUGAAGAAUAAACAUUUUUAAAGGGGAA